Molecule: messenger RNA, 755 nt
Organism: Cuscuta europaea
Lineage: Eukaryota; Viridiplantae; Streptophyta; Magnoliopsida; Solanales; Convolvulaceae
Source: the annotation of a GenBank genome assembly
UUGAAAUUCCCUCGAUUCAAUUUUUAUUUAAUUCUUUCAACCCAAACAAAGCCUAAACUAGUAAACUACCCCCUAGCUAUACAUUCAUGAUGGAACCGUAUAUGGCUACUCAUAAACUAACGAAGAGAUCAAAAACUAAAGAAUUUGAUCGUAUAUGCCUCCCCGGCCGCGUUUUCGAGUGCAAGACGUGUAACCGGCGGUUUCCGUCCUUCCAAGCGCUCGGUGGCCACCGGGCGAGCCACAAGCGUCUGAGGCAGGAGAUGGCGGCAGGAGACGAUGGGACGAUCCUAUUUCUGCCGCCGUCUUCAUCUGCCCCAGAACAACCCAAUAAGGCCCACGAGUGCUCCAUAUGUGGUUUAGAGUUUUCCAUCGGACAGGCUCUAGGAGGGCACAUGAGAAGGCACAGAGCAGCUGUUGUUGCGGCCAAAGGAACCCUCGGUUGUGGCGGCGGCAGUGGUGGUUCUCUUCCUCUUUCUUUUCCGGCCGGCAACGCUACCCUUGUCAAGAAGCCGUCCACUGGACAAAGGAUUUUGUGCUUGGAUUUGAAUUUGACGCCAUUGGAAAAUCACCAGCAGUUCAUCAAGUAUGGGAAGGUGGUUUGAAUAUAUUAAUUUGAUGAUUAAUUAAUUGCUUCUUGUGUUAAUUUUAAUAAUGAAUAUACCGAGGUCCGAGUAGGAAUGUACAUACAUACAUGGAUAUAUUUUAAUUUAUUAACUACACCCUUUGCUAUUAAUUUAUUUAUUAAUUACGUACAC